CAAUCGGACAAACUGAAAGCAUUUCACUAUUCAGCCUCGGUCAGCCCUGAAAACCUGCGUUUGCUCAAAGCUUUGCCACCUAAACGCAACGGCUAUAUCGAAGUGGAGAUCUGGGAAACUCCGCAAACUCGUCCACCCCGAUGCGCUACAUAGAUUCUGCAACGGGCCCUUGGGGGCAGAAUGACCUGGGGCGAGUAAUAAGUCCUCAUCAGCCUGGAUUUUAAGUUAGAAAUCCUUCGCCGAACAGGAGAAUGGAAUCCCAAGCAUUUUUGGUAAACUUUUAACCUUGGUGGUGAAAUUACUCACUGUUUCAAUCCUCGAGAUCACAUCUAUAGCAUUUUGGCGAUUACUGGGCAAGACAAAUUUUUCACAGUGGAUUACAGAGAAGAUAUCGUUGCCAUUUUCUUCAGAUGCCCCCUGCGUUUUGCACGCGAGCUGGACCCUGCUCAGAUACUAAGGCUCUGGGAGUCGCUGGAACUUACCGCCAGUAUGAUAGAGGAGGCUGUCAAAGCAAGGGGUGUACCAUUCCAGAUUUCCAUUCCUAUGCGACGGACCAACAUCGUACCCGCUCUGAGACGACAGCUCCAGGGCAUUUACAAGUUCAAGUUGAAAAGGAAACGACCCGACUUUGUCGUCACGAUGCUUAUUAUUUUGCGUGUGCUCAGAUUCGUGGCUACGGUCAUCAUGGCAUCUUGCUUUGCCCCGGGACAAACAGUGAUUUCUGUCGGGAGAACCGGGACGCUGAUGCGGGUGACCUAGAAAGGAUACACGUGCUGGUUCAUCUACCAAAACUACCAUCCGACGACAGCGUCGGUUUUUCAAUCAUCAAUACCACCUAUGGCCACCUCCUACAACCAGAAGGUACAGGACUCUGGUCAAAGAUUGAUGGGGUUGAAUACAAAUUUCAGACGUGGUCAGAAGUCGUCCGAGUUGCCAAUUCAGGUGGAUUGUCGAACAGAGAUGACCAUGACUCGAAGUCGAGGCCGCACUUUCCGCUCAAGUUUUCGCAUGGAUGUGUAGACCAUGUGAAGAAGUUCUGGAAAACCGAGUUGUUGUCGAGCGAGCGGCUGCAGUUCCAGGAACUCCUAGAAGCUGCUGCCGUUGCUAUGACCUAUCGACCGCUGCGGCGGGAGCAGCCAUGACUAGCGAGAUGAGCAUGUGGAAUAAACGAUGUAGAAUUCAGAGCUUAACUGUGUAGAAUCACUGGCAUUAACGAUUAUUCCAAUGCCUUCGAACAUGAUACACUGGCGCAACCAAGGUACUGUGUAUCUUUGAAUCGGGUUAUCGUUGGAGUGUGGUGACAUCGAUUUUGUCCUUGCGUUGGACGUACCAUCCAGUCACCAAAAAUAAAUCCAGCACCAAAACACAAUUUGGGGCGCUCAAUUACACGACGUAACCUUUUAACACCUCAGAGUAUAUUACCUCUAUCC
Messenger RNA from Paraphaeosphaeria sporulosa, 1430 nucleotides. RefSeq lists its product as uncharacterized. The transcript has a single exon. NCBI's taxonomy places the organism in Eukaryota, Fungi, Ascomycota, Dothideomycetes, Pleosporales, Didymosphaeriaceae. The record is from RefSeq and is a predicted model, not a curated record. Bases 411 to 1142 code for a protein of 243 amino acids.